Molecule: messenger RNA, 1507 nt
Organism: Amyelois transitella
Lineage: Eukaryota; Metazoa; Arthropoda; Insecta; Lepidoptera; Pyralidae
Product: ribosome biogenesis protein NOP53
Exons: 8
Coding region: 72-1475 (467 amino acids)
Biological process (GO): ribosomal large subunit assembly; rRNA processing
Cellular component (GO): nucleolus
Molecular function (GO): 5S rRNA binding
Source: RefSeq, a predicted model, not a curated record
CAUUUCUUUUCAAAACGUGUGUGUAUUGCUCGCGUUGUAAUUUUUCAAGUUUAGAUUAAUUAAUUAGAAUUAUGUCUGUUGUUAAAAAGAAGAAGCAUGUGUCAAAAAAGAAUAAGAAGGCAUGGCGGAAAUAUUGUGAUAUCACUGAUGUGGAGGCCUUCCUUGAAGACCAGCGUUUGGAAGAAAGACUUGGAAAAUUUGAUACGAAGCCAGACAGCGAGUUGUUCGUAGUAGAUACCCAGGGUGAUGGUGAUGUCGAGGUGAAAAAAGUGGAUGAGAAGCCAGUGGUGCUCACAGCCAAGCAGCGGAAGAGACAGAUGCUGAAUGAAACGCCAAAGUGUUUUGAAGUUUUAUUACCCUCCUCUAAGGUAGAAGACCCAAAUAAAAAACGCAACCACAAGAAUCCUGUGGGAUUCAAACCCACUGCCCUUAGUAAGGUCACAGAGAAACGGCGGCUAAAGAGAGGCAUAUACGAAAAGAAGGCAGUUGAUGCUAGAACUAAUCGUAAGAUCGCACUGGAUAAGAAGAAGAAAAAUAAGAAAACCAAGGAAAAUUUCAACUUGGAUUUAUGGGGAGAAGAUAUACCAGAAGCAAAAGGAAUACCAUCAACCCUGUGCGAUGAGUUUAUCCCCCAAGAAGCACAACUCCACAACGUAUUGCCGGACAAACGGCUGAGACCCAAGCCUCCGCCACCAAAGACGAUAAUCACGAGAGCCGCUGUGGAACCACCUCAUCCGGGAAUCAGCUAUAACCCUACUUAUCAGGAGCAUCAACAACUCCUUCAGGAUGUGGUGCAGCACGAGGAGAAGAUGAUGAAGAGGGAAAGGCAUUUGCUGAGGGUCACCACCGGCAUGUUCAGCAAGGUCACGCAACAAGAGAAAGAGAACCAAUGGCGCGAAGAAAUGAGCGCAGGUCUGCCUAAGCCGCACAAUCCAGCCAACGAUAGUUCUGACUCGGACACAGAUAACGAAUACAAAGCCGUGAACCCGCCGGUGAAGAACAAGAAGAAGGACCACAAGGCCAGGAGGAAACAGAAGGAGAGGCUCGCCGAGAGGGAGCGGCUGAAGAGGGAGAAGGUUGAUAAGAAGAAGAUCACCGAUAUAUACCGACUUCGGAAACUGGAAUCAUCCAUCACCAAAAGGGAAAAAAUUCAAAUCGAAGAGCGUUCGAAACGCGCUGAGAAACGCGCUGAAAUCGCGGCGACCGCAGUACCAGCGCUCAACAAGAACAAAGUGGCCAAGAAGGAGCCGGAGUUCGUUGACCCUGAACAGCUGACUGGUGAUUUGAGGCAUAUCAAUGCUAAAAGUAAUCUUCUCCGAGAUCGCUACGAGUCGUUGCAACGUCGCGGCGCCUUAGCCGGAGCUAAGCUCAUGAUGAAGAAGAGGAAGAAGGCCAAGAGCUACUUCAAACCAGGACAUAAGGUCACUGACCAGGACGUGGAAAGAUUCCUCGCCAGAGCUGCGGGGAACAAGUAAUGGUGUUGAUAAUAAAUCUAUUUUACCUAGUA